UAAAAACCCUAAAAAGAAUUUGAAAACCCUUUGGAAAUUGGAAUCGUAGGUGCAAAAUGGGGAACCGUUGCAUUGACGAUGAUAUACUCACCAUCCUGUGGACGCCGGAGCAACUCUUUCAGAAAGUCUGCGAAUUGGCUUCUCAAAUCACUUAUGAUUUCUCUACUCCAAACUCUUCUCCACCGGUGGUCGUCGGCGUUGCAACCGGUGCCUUCCUCUUCCUUGCCGACCUCGUCCGCAACAUCAGAUUGCCCGUCACCGUCGAUUUUGUUCGUGCUGAAUCGUAUGGCUCCGGAACUACUGCCGCCGGUGCUCCCAAGAUUUCAUGUGAUCUGAAACUUGAUGUUGCCGGAAAACAUAUCAUUCUGGGAGGUUGGGAUCUACCAGUAACCGAGGUUGAGGACAUUGUAGAUACAGGAAACACUGUUUCCUGUCUCAUUUCUUACUUGGAAGGUAAAGGGGCGACCUCCGUUUCUGUGUGCACUCUCCUUGACAAGCCAGCAAGAAGAAAGGUUCAUUUUAAGCUCUUGGGUGACGGCAAGUUCUAUAGUGGUUUUGAGUGCCCGGACUCGUUCGUGGUGGGGUAUGGACUGGAUUUCAACGAACGGUAUAGGAACUUGCCUUACAUUGGAGUCUUGAAGCCUGAAAUGUAUGAGUGAACAAAUAUUUAAGGAGUGAUUAAUUUUCUGAACAUCUUACUUGGUUAUUUAUUGUAAAUAAAAUCAUUCCUAUGAAGAUGUAAUGCAAAAAAACCCCUUCAGAUUUGGCAUCUCUUGUCAAAAA
Molecule: messenger RNA, 783 nt
Organism: Cynara cardunculus var. scolymus (artichoke)
Lineage: Eukaryota; Viridiplantae; Streptophyta; Magnoliopsida; Asterales; Asteraceae
Product: hypoxanthine-guanine phosphoribosyltransferase
Exons: 4
Coding region: 57-659 (200 amino acids)
Biological process (GO): hypoxanthine metabolic process; GMP salvage; IMP salvage
Molecular function (GO): hypoxanthine phosphoribosyltransferase activity; magnesium ion binding
Source: RefSeq, a predicted model, not a curated record